UCUGCUGUUCUCUGUCACCCCGGACACACACACACAUACACACACACAUACACACACAGGAAGAGAUCGCAGGGCCCAGAUAGCAGGCACACGCAGAAUUAGGGGCCCCGGGCAUCAAAUUAAAUUAGGGGCCCCAGAGAUCGAGCUGAAUUAGGGGCCCCACCCAGUGAUCGGGCUGUAUCAGGACCAUGUCGGACCCCGCAGUCACCGCCUAUCUGACCAAGCUGCUUUGUGUGCACGGCGGCCGGCUGGAGAGAAAUCGUCUGCCCGAUCUCCUGAGUCUCCCGGAGGAGCAGAUCGAACAGAUCCUACAGGAUGAGCCGCUCAGGUUCCCGCAGAGCUCCGAACUGGUCCUGGCCCGGACCCCCCUGAGGAUCUGUACCCGAUACCUGAGACCUGGGGACCAGGAGGACGAGGAGGGGUGCCCAAGAUUGCACCUGUGCCGACACUACCUGAGGGGCCAGUGUCCCCCCGACCGGAGGCCUCGCUGCAGAUUCUCUCACAAUGUUGAAUCUGAGCACAAUCGUGCCGUGUUAAGAGACAACGAGCUGAGCGGACUGAAUGAGGAUGAGAUCAAAGUUCUGCUGUUCCAGAAUGACAACCAGUUGCUGCCAGAGAAAUGUCAGCAAUACAAGCAGGACAGCUGUGACCAAGGAGAGGACUGUACACGUCUCCAUGUGUGCAGUUUCUUCGCCCAAGAUGGCUGCAACCGCCGUUUAUGUAGAAGAUCGCACAAUCUCCUGAACUCCAAAUUACUGCUUACCUGCAGUUGGCUGAACCAAGAGACCAUCCAGAACUUUCAGAUGCUCUGCGUGCUGAAAAGCAUCGAGAGGCAACAGGCACCUAGGGAGGGGUCACAAAAUGAGGCGCCUAGGGGUGCGAGAGGAAUGUCACGGGGAAGAGGGAGAGGAAGGCCAGGAUAUAGAAGAAGAGCUGGAUCUCAAGACUUGCUGGACAGCAGGAGAAGAGACAGAAGCAGUGAAGCACCUUUAGGGUCCCACCCUCGCUGGCGUUCUAGUAGCCGCCCACCAUCGCAGUGUAGAAUGGGACAACGCUCGGGUGACGAAGAUCACAAUGAUAGUGACGGCAGUAGUGACCAUGGCAGAUAUCCAAAAUCAAGGCUUGACAAUCUAAUGGACGAUUGGUUUACGCCAGGUCCAGAGCCAUCAGGAAAAGCACAAGUCAGAUCGGUUGGGGUUACACCGCCGGAAGGAAUAAGAUCUGCACUACCUAAUAAAGGCCAUGUGAUGUCAUCUAGAGCUGAUAAGCCAUUACAAUUUACGCCUCUCCGUCAAACUGAACCAAUAAAAUCUAGAUUAACCUCUGAGUUCUCUAGAACAUCAUACAACACUCAGAACGCUGAUUAUAAUUCUUCAAAUGCUGCUGGUGCAACACCAGUGCCGUUUCUUAAAUACCACCCUCAUGCACCCUACCCAGGUGUUUCUCAGGCGAGACCAGAAGUUCCCCCUAGAAUAGAGCAUUCAGUUUCUCAUCCAACAUCGCAUACUAAAUCCAGCAGCCCAACACUUACAACCUUACAACAGAAGAGUGUAACAAGCCUUACUUCACCACAACCCUCAACAAUUUCGAGCACAUCUAGUUCUUCAAGGCAAUAUCCAACUAUUCCUUCAAAGCCAAAUAAUGCAUUGAUUUCAUCAUUAUUAAACAGGCAGGUGCAGCAUUCUACAGGAGGUUCAUCUAGUGCUGAAGCAAGGGUCAGUCCAUCUCCAUCCAAUCAUUCAGAGAUCACUUCCACAAAACGUCCAUCUACUCCUAAUCAAAAAACACAUAUGGAACUGGGUAAGGUCCUGGAUUCUUCAAUGGCAAGGCUAUCCAUUGCUCCAUUAACGCCUUCAAAGGCAGCAUUGUACACUACCACAGAAAUGUCUUCUAUAGCUCAACCCAAACCAGCCACCUCUGGUCAUAUGGGAGCAUCUUCAAGUUCAUAUAAUGCUUUUGUUGAAGCUGACCCACCCUCCAGGAAACUUCAAGCUAAUGUAAAACCAAUCAUUAAAACCGACACAACAGGUGGUGCCCAAUAUUCACAAACUGAUAAAGAUUUUGAGCUCUUUUGUCAGUCACUAAAGGCAACCAACUCUACAGCUUCAAAACCUCAACCGUCCACCACUAUUCCUUCUGUAUCACCUGGAAAAUCAUCACUAGAGAAAACACCAGAAAUUUGUCUUGACCAUAUCUGGAAGCACUGCAGUCUGGAAGGUAAGUGCCCUAACAUGCACUACUACUUACCAUACCGCUGGCAGGUGUUCAAUGGAAUAGAUUGGGAUGACCUUCCUAAUAAAAUGGAGGAUAUAGAGAGGGCUUUCUGCGAUCCCAUAAUUGACAGGUACCGACUGCUGAUCGACUUUCAGGCCAUGAAAUCUGGUUCCCAGCCAGUCCGCAGGCUUACAACCCCAUCAUCUGUUACCCAGCCCCCAGAAUACGUACUGACCACUGAGUGGUGUUGGUACUGGAAGAAUGAGUCUGGUACCUGGACUGAAUAUGGGCAACUGAACACAGAGAACAUGAGUGCCACCAUUCAAUCAUCAGAUCUGGAGACCAUCUACCUGGCUGACCCCAAUGAGACGAUCCCUUUUACUGCUGGAAACCAGACCUACAUUAUUGACUGCCGAGAGAUGAAGCAAAGGAACCUUAUGUUUAAGACCGAGAGGGAAGUGCGUCGGAGACCUAAAUUCCUCGAUUUCCAGAAUGUGAUUAUGUUGAAAGGAAGCACAAAAUCUUCUACGGACAGCGUAAAGCAGACACAAUCUGAUCCCGAUCUCAAGAAUAGGAUCGAUCCACCACAGUCAAGGUUGGAGGUGGUGCCAGAAAACAGAUACACGAAAAUUAUUAUACUCCAGGGUUCCAGCGAGUUCACAAGCAUUGUUGCAAUGUUCAGCAAGACAGUCUCCAACCAUACAGUGAAAAAUGUUUGGAGGGUUGAGAAUUCCAACCUAUGGAUGCUCUAUAAUAGGCAAAAAGAUCAGAUGAAGAAGAAAUUGGCCAACACUGUGGAUGAGCACCGGCUGUUCCACGGUACAAACCCUGCGGACAUUGAUGUCAUCUGCAGCCAGAACUUUGAUCAGAAGAUCUGCGGCACUAAUGGCAUUGCGUACGGACUCGGAAGUUACUUUGCCAGAGAUGCGUCAUACUCCCACAAAUACUCCAUACCCACCUCUGCAGGAACGCGGACCAUGUUUUUGGCUCAUGUGCUUGUGGGUGAUUUUACAGAGGGGAAUCCUACGCUUUUAUGCCCACCACAGAAAUAUGGAAGCAGUCAGAGAUAUGACUCCUGUGUAGACAACAAAAACAAUCCAUCUGUUUACGUGGUGUUCGAAAAGGACCAGGUCUACCCGACGUACAUUCUGGAGUACGAGGAACGGAAGACACCGUGCUUUGUUAACUGACAGGUGGCAAGAAAAAUUCUUAAUGUUUGGAUGAUGAGAGAAAUUAUUCAUAAAACACAGGUUGCAAUAAAAUGAGAACCAAUGUUG
Messenger RNA from Rana temporaria (common frog), 3491 nucleotides. RefSeq names its product protein mono-ADP-ribosyltransferase PARP12-like. Bases 189 to 3404 code for a protein of 1071 amino acids. The transcript has 13 exons. Gene Ontology annotation, molecular function: NAD+ poly-ADP-ribosyltransferase activity; metal ion binding. The record is from RefSeq and is a predicted model, not a curated record. NCBI's taxonomy places the organism in Eukaryota, Metazoa, Chordata, Amphibia, Anura, Ranidae.